This is a messenger RNA of Solanum dulcamara, 1017 nucleotides long. RefSeq lists its product as uncharacterized. The transcript is spliced from 2 exons. The coding region runs from base 150 to 830 and encodes 226 amino acids. NCBI's taxonomy places the organism in Eukaryota, Viridiplantae, Streptophyta, Magnoliopsida, Solanales, Solanaceae. The record is from RefSeq and is a predicted model, not a curated record.
UACUCGUGAAUAAGAAGCGCUUAGAGGAGCGGAGUGUUUUAUUAACCUCUCAUUUUUCAUGCUGACCCAUUCAUAUAUACAUGAAGUCAUGAGUAGUGAGGGUAUCGGAAAUUGUGUAAAAGUUGUAAAAUUUUCUACAUGAUGAGAUAAUGGCCUCUCAUAAUCAUCAUGAUCAAGAUUUCGAAACAAGUGCUAAUCCUUCUUAUUCUACUCCAAAACUUUCUUUAUCUAAACUCCCAAACAAGCCAAUUAGAAACAACAAUAAUAAUAAUCCACUACUAGCUGCAUACACUACUCCACCAUUUCAUCCAACAGUUACAAUUCCAUUUCAAUGGGAAGAAGUACCAGGAAAACCAAAAGUUACAAAGUCCAAAACGGCAAGGUGUCUAGAUUUGCCACCAAGGUUAACGUCGUUGUUGAAUGAAGCAGGUAAAAUUACGAGUACACCCUCGCCAACGACCGUGCUAGACGGGCCUUACGUGGGCAGAUCUUUUUCGUCGAUUAAUGAAGCAGCUAUUGAGAAGAAAGAAGAGAUCAUCAUAAGUAGUAAUAAUAAGGAGAAUAUGAUGAUGAGAUCAUGGAGAUGGGAAAGCUUUAGGGAGGAUAAUAGAGGAAUUGUUGUCAAGGGUAAUUUCGACUUUUCUCGUCCUCUUAAUAGUACUACUUCAAGUGCUUAUGAUUUUAAUACACAUCAAAGGAAAUUCUUAAGGAAAGGGAGCUUCUUCAAUUUCUCUCGUAACAAUUCCAAUCUCUUGGGAGGAAUUUACGAAAGCUUUAAGGAGGCGGUCCCAUGGAGAUGGAGACGGCCAAAAAACAAAAGAGCUAUCUGAGCUAUAUAUACGAACAAGGCCAUUUUAUAUAAUUUUCCACUUUUAAUUAACAUGGAUUAAUUAUAAAUUGAGUCAAUUAAUUAUAAUGACUUUGAUGAUUAUGUAUGUUAGUGUGUGUAUAUAUAGUUCAUGGAAUUACUAAUCUGUAUUUUGGUGCAAUAAUGUACUUGCAACUUAAUUAUGUAUA